AUGGAACCGAUCAACAAGCAUGAUCGCUGUGUUUAUGAAAUGGGCGCUGAAUUUAUCACUCAGGAACAACGAGCAGCUAUUUUUAGUAAAGUUUUGGGUAGGUCUAUUACUUACGAACAACAACCGUUUGAAACUCUUUAUAAGACGUUCAUUGGUAUCGGAAUGCAUCAUUCAUAUGCUUACGAUUUAGUUUCAUUAUCUAUUGAAUCGAUAACUGGACAUGUUACACCACAAUUAUCUAUUCUCAUCAAUAGACCAUUACGCACACUAGAAGAAUGGUUGCAAGAAAACGUAAACGCAUUUCAAUAA
Molecule: messenger RNA, 309 nt
Organism: Rotaria sp. Silwood2
Lineage: Eukaryota; Metazoa; Rotifera; Eurotatoria; Philodinida; Philodinidae
Source: the annotation of a GenBank genome assembly